GGAAUGGCUUGCACCAGGAGAACUAAAACUUUGGUAUCUACAUGUGUGAUCUUGAGUGGCAUGACCAACAUCGUAUGUCUACUGUACGUUGGAUGGGUCACUAAUUACAUCGCCAAUGUGUACAUCAAAGUUCCGAUGCCCGUUCCAGUGAAAAAGUUAGACGGCGACAAAAAAGGAGAAACACUGCGGAUUAUUGAACGUCUGGACCGACUUGAGAAUGUAGUCAAUCAGCACAUACAAGAAACCCCACUGAAAGGAGAUGACGAUCAAGCAGAGAAAUCUUUUUCGGAUUCCUCCCUGUUCAGUCACUGGGGUCAGGAGCUGAGUGCAGAGAACCGCAGAGUCGCCCUCAAAAUGUUCCAGUACUAUGGUUACAAUGGCUACCUCAGUGACCGCUUGUCUAUGGACAGAAUUAUUCCUGAUUUUAGGCCUGAGGGGUGUAAAAACAUCUCUUAUUCAACAAACCUUCCCCAGGUCAGUAUAGUGUUCAUUUUUGUGAACGAAGCUCUCUCUGUCAUCCUGCGCUCCAUUCACUCAGCCAUUAACAGAACGCCCACCCACCUCCUCAAAGAGAUCAUCUUGGUGGAUGACCACAGCAACAAUGAUGAGCUGAAGGAGAAGCUGCAAGUAUUUGUGGAGGAGACAAAUGCCAAGCGCCCCGGCUUUAUCAAAGUAGUCCGCCACACCAAGCAGGAAGGACUCAUUCGCUCUCGUGUGAGUGGCUGGAGAGCAGCCACUGCCCCUGUGGUGGCCCUGUUUGAUGCCCAUGUGGAGUUCAAUACUGGAUGGGCUGAACCUAUCCUCCAGCGGAUCAAAGAAGACAGGACUCGGAUUAUAUCUCCAUCGUUUGACAAUAUCAAAUAUGACACAUUUGAGAUUGAGGAGUAUCCCCUCUCUGCUCAGGGCUUUGACUGGGAAUUGUGGUGUAGAUAUCUGAACCCACCCAAAUCCUGGUGGAAUCAGGCUAACAACACUGCCCCAAUAAGAAGUCCGGCUCUGAUUGGCUGCUUUGUGGUAGACAGGCAGUACUUUGAAGAGAUUGGUCUACUGGAUGAAGGAAUGGAGAUUUACGGAGGGGAGAAUGUGGAGCUGGGUGUCCGGGUGUGGCAGUGUGGCGGUAGCGUGGAGGUGCUUCCCUGUGCCCGUAUUGCCCAUAUUGAGCGCGCUCACAAGCCUUAUACAGAGGACCUGACCGCCCACGUGCGCCGAAAUGCCCUGAGAGUGGCCGAGGUGUGGAUGGAUGAGUUUAAGAGUCAUGUGUAUAUGGCCUGGAACAUUCCACAGGAGGAUUCGGGGAUAGACAUUGGUGAUAUCACGCAAAGGAAAGCUCUGAGGAAAAGGCUGCGGUGUAAGACAUUCCGCUGGUAUCUGGUGAACAUCUACUCGGAAAUGAGAAUGUACACAGACACAGUGGCAUAUGGGAUGCUAAAGAACUCUCUAAAGACUGACCUGUGCUUGGAUCAGGGGCCAGACACAGACAACGUUCCCAUCAUGUACCUCUGUCAUGGAAUGACACCACAGACUGUGUACUAUACCAGCAGUCAGCAGCUAUUUGUGGGUCUGCUCAGUCCCACCAUAGAUGAUGAUGACAACAAGUGCCUGGUGGAUGUGAACGGCAGACCUCGACUCAUUGAGUGCAGCUACGCUGUCGCCAAGCGCAUGAAGCUCCACUGGCUGUUUACUCAGGGAGGGUCCAUACAGAACAGGAAGUCAAAGCGAUGCCUCGAGCUUGUGGAAAGCAAUGACAAUGAGUUUGGAUAUCAACUGGCUCUACAAAAAUGCAGCAGUCAGAAAUGGACUAUCACCAAUAUGCUACCUGGCAGUUCUUUUUGA
Messenger RNA from Chanos chanos (milkfish), 1833 nucleotides. RefSeq names its product UDP-N-acetyl-alpha-D-galactosamine:polypeptide N-acetylgalactosaminyltransferase 18b (gene galnt18b). Bases 4 to 1833 code for a protein of 609 amino acids. Gene Ontology annotation, cellular component: Golgi apparatus. Gene Ontology annotation, molecular function: polypeptide N-acetylgalactosaminyltransferase activity. NCBI's taxonomy places the organism in Eukaryota, Metazoa, Chordata, Actinopteri, Gonorynchiformes, Chanidae. The transcript is spliced from 11 exons. Gene Ontology annotation, biological process: protein O-linked glycosylation. The record is from RefSeq and is a predicted model, not a curated record.